Messenger RNA from Manis javanica (Malayan pangolin), 5753 nucleotides. Lineage: Eukaryota; Metazoa; Chordata; Mammalia; Pholidota; Manidae. The record is from RefSeq and is a predicted model, not a curated record.
UGCUAGAAAUUUUGUGGUUCUGAGCUCUACACACAACAGCCUCUGGAUCUUGUCCUGAGCCACUUUCUGGAAUCGGAGCCUUUGCAAGACCUUCGUGCCUCCUGAAUGGGUCACAAAGAUUUUGAUGUCAGCCCUUUCUUAUUUUGUGUUUCAGCGGGCAAAACUCGAGGCUCGGAAGUUGUUGGGCCCCCAAAAAAGAAAAGGAAGAAAGCGCAAAAGAAAUCCCAGGAGCCGGAGGUGAAGGCUGUGGAGUCGAAGGCCAAAGCCCUGGGAAAGAAGUCUCCAGCAGCUUCCAGAGCCAGGAAGCCAGCUGCAGCCAAGGACGAAGAGGCCUCCAGCUCCACCGGGGCCCCUGCAGAUGGCCUGACCGCAGAGCCUGACUCUUUCUUUGCCCUGGAUGUCCUGCGGCAGCGGCUGCAUGAGAAGAUACAGGAGGCGCGGGGCCAGGUUCAGGGACUAGUUCUUAAGGGGCGAUGCAGGCUUCGGACCCUGCCCUUCUGCACGCAGGACCAGGCAGAGCUCUCUUGUUGGCCUGGAUGGAAGAGUCCGUGGGCAGGAGCAGAGCCGGGCAUGUUACCAGCAGAAGAGUGCUGCGGUCCGAUUGGGCAGCACCAAGGAGCUGUCUCCAGCCAUUCUGGAGAAAAGACGACGGAGAAAGCAGGAGCGGGACCGGAAGAAGCGGAAGCGCAGGGAGCUGAGAGCAAAGGCGAAGGUGGCGGCCGCAGUGGAGGCUGCGCAGCCGCCCCCAGGGGCGCCGCGCGAGGAGCAGCGGCCGCAGCCGGGGCUGCUCUUCAACAAGGUGGAGGUGGGCGAGGAGGAGCCGGCCAGCAAGGCGCAGCGCAGGAGGGCGAAGAGGCAGAGGCUGAAGGGGAACUCGGCGCCGCUGGCGGGCAGGAACUACCGGCAGCUGCUGGGGCGCCUGCAGGCGCGGCAGGACCGGCUGGAGGAGCUGCGGCACCGGGACGAGCGCCAGGCGCGGGAGCUGGAGGCCAAGCUCAGGUGGACCGACCAGCUGCACAAGGCCGAGGGGGUGCGCAUCCGCGACGACGCGCACCUGCUGCAGCGGGCCCUGCGGCGCAAGGAGAGGCGGCGCGCACAGCGGCAGCGCCGGUGGGAGAAGCGCACGGCGCACGUCGUGGAGAAGAUGCAGCGGCGGCAGGACCAGAGGCGGCAGAACCUGCGCAGGAAGCGGGCGGCCCGGGCCGAGCAGCGCCUGGAGAGGGCGCGCAGGAAGGGCCGCGUGCUGCCCCAGGACCUGGAGCGGGCCGGCCUGGUCUGAGGCUGCUGCCCGGCCGCCCUCCUGCAGCCCCAUGACUCCAUCAGGGGCUUGGGGACUUCUGAGUCAUGGGACUGCAGGCAUUUCCCCGGGCCGCGAGACGGGCUCCUUGACACAGCCUGGGUGCUGUCACCCACCUUGCAGGCUUGUGAGGGCUCGGGUCAUGCGUGUGCAGGGCAGUGUUGAGAGUGGGGCCCAGACCUGAGAGCAGCUCCCAUCCUCCUUGGAGGCCAGGAAGCUCCCUGGAAGUUUGCAGGGUGAGGGUCUUGGGGGGCCCUUCCCUGGCCUCUUCCUGCCCCACGUUCGCAGGAGGGAAUGGCCCUGUCAGUGCAGAACUCCCCUGGAAGGGGUGGAAAUUCAACCGUAGCCUGAGCCAAAGGAGGGGCCAACCCCAUUGGUUAAGGAAUUGCGUUAUCCUUAAGGGUUUUAGGAAGGGUCAAAAUUACAAAGUUUAACUUAAACACAUUCGUUAAAGAUUCUAAGAUCACCGCCAAGAGACAGUAAGUGCUAAACUAGGGGGAAGGAAAAACCAAACAGAACGGGGUAGGAAGAAGAAAAUCUAGAAGAGGGUGUAAGGGCAAAAGCCUAGCACUGCUGGUGCUGAGUGGGAGGUGCAAAGAGACGUGGCAGGGUUACAUUCCGACCGCCGACCGCCGGUGAGUGCAGACCGCGGCACUGGUGAGUUUUACGGUGUGUGGGUUACAUUUCAAUAAAGCUAUCUAUGAAAUUCUUUUGACUAAACUCCGGUUAAGAAACAUGACCGAAAGGAGGCUGGUUGCUAUACAAGUAGGCAGAGCAGCCUUUAUUUAAGACAAGGAGCGCUGCUCAGUGGCAAGAAUAUCGGCACCCAGGGGUUCAGUUCACCUGGAAGGUACUGCAGUUUUAAUGUGCACCAAUAACAUGGCUUCAAAUAUACUUACUGGAAACUCACAGCUACAAGGAGAAAUCACAAACAAUUUAGAUCCUCACAAAUUGAUACAUGCAACAGACAAAAAUCAUGGAUGUGGAAGAUGUGGGUGAUAGUUGAUAAACUUGAGCAAAUGGAUGUGAAACAGUGUAUCUGAGUGACGUACACACUUGUAAAGCAAAUGGGGAGCAAUGAUGGAAACAGCCCACUAGGCAAGUCAUAUUUCAGAGAACCAAUGUCAUAAAGUGUAUUAUGUGGCACAGCACAAUUUAGUUAAAAAACAAGAGGUGAUGGUUAAAAGUUCACAUUUGGAAGUUGAGAAACACUUCUAAAUUAACUGUGAGUCAAAGAGUUCCUAAUGGAUGUUAGAAAGUAAUUAGGACUGAACACUCAUGAAAAUGCUAUGCAUUAGAGUGUGUGGGAUGGAGCUGAGGCAGUGCUGGUAGCCUUAGAAGUGUUUGUGGUGGUGACUGGAAUCCGCACAGCCACUGUAUAAAGGGGAGGAGAGUUUAUUCAGUCUUAACUGAGGACCAUGACCAAGGAUGACAGUUGAUCAGAGAGCUCUGAUCGUCGUCGUUUUCACAGACGGAGCCUGUUCUCACCGGCUGCACCACUUCGUGCGCCUGUCGUUGAUUUAACUUAGGAAUCAGUGCUGUUAGCAGUGGUGUAAGUUACAGCUGCUCAUUCCCAUAAGUUUUCCCUAAGUGUGUCUCUUGAGCUUCAGCAGCUGAUACAGUCGGCUGUGUUUUCAGAGCCACUUUGGAUUUUAUCUCCAGAUUAAGUAGCAAGGCUGAGAGGCUUGGCUGGGUAAAGACACAGGCCCUUUCUCAUAACAGAUCGUGCAUUAUUUGCCCUGAUUUUUAAAAUUUUUAUCCAGCCAGUGGUUAAUCGCUUUAUUCCGUUUCCAUGCCAGCCCCCAGCCUGUUUUUUCCUCCUGAAAUAGCAUUUUCUUAAGCUUCCUGGCUUGAGGCAGGAAUUCCUGUUCUCAGUUGUGGCAGCAUUCAUUAAACAGUGCUGCUGUUUGACCUAGUCUACCUAGCUCAGUCCCUAAACCUACAAGAUCACUGCUCAGCUGGGCUGGGCCAGUGUUGGUUUAUCCACCAGAUACAUUAGUUCCACUGAGGCAUUAUCAUUUGGCUACACUUUGGAUACAACGUGUUGACCCAAAAAGAUGGAGUUUCCCAGACCAGGUACAAAUGGGUUGUUGCAAAUCCUAAAUACAGACUGGUUUGUGUUUACCAAGGGCUUCCCACAGGCAUCUUGUGUGAAUUUGGGGAGGACAAAUACCUGUGGGUGUCCACAUUACUCCAAUAGAAUUUAGUUGACUUGGUGUUUUUCCUUUAACCAAGAUGGGCCCACCCACAAAAAGAAGAGGAAGGAGUGUGGGGGGACCUGGCACGGUGACAGGAAACACGAGGUGUAGUUAAAGGAUUUCCAUCAGUAUAUCCUGGUAAAGCUUUAAGAGGUUGGUCAGCAUCAAUUUCUAGAGCUGCGCAGUAUCUCUGAAAGCUGUCCUUCUCUUUAGUCCGCGCAGUUUCUCUUCCAGUCGUAUUACCAGGCAGGACUUCACUCUAGAGGCCUGUGCCAGUGAAUUCCCUGUGUAAUACAUAUACCCUGUGAUGUUGGAACUGAUAGGAAGAUUAAGUAUAGGUUCGCAUAAAGUGGGUCCCAAGCUCUGAGUCCUGGCAUUAUACAUGACUAUUUGACUUAAUGAAUCAAAUGUGCUUUCCCAUUUGAGAUCCUAAAAGGUGGCUUUUUUUUAAGAGAGCAUUUUAGUUUCUUUGGGGCCAAACGAAUGAGCCAGUUUGGGCAGGCACAUGGGCUGGCACCAGUCCCAUAAGGAAGUAAAGACGAGAAGGAGCCACUCAGGUGUCACUGGCCUGGUCCGGACUUGGGAAAGCUGUCUGUGCCCACCGCUGGGUUCUUCUCAUCCUCGUCUUGGUGCCAUUUCAGUCUUAGAUCUGAUAUUCUUUCUGCAGACCACCCCAGAGCAGGUGCCCUUUCUAAGUGAGGAGCAUGGGUCCAGGAGUCAGUACCCUGUAAUUUUGCUGCACAAGAGUUAGGAGGACCUGGGAAGGUCCUGUCCAUUUGGGUUGUAAGGAAUUUUUCAACUGGUGACAUUUCCAGUAUACAUCGUCCUCUGGGUGGAAGUCAUGAGUCUGAAUUUCCUCCCAUGUAGGUAAACUUGUGUCAUAGGCAUCAACACCUAAUUUUGAGUGUUCUUCGGGAGCUUAGCUCUGUUUACAAUAAUGCGCUGUAUCCCCUGUAGCAGUGUGGGUUCGUACAGCCCCUCAUCCGUUCUCAUUAGGACUGACCGUAAUAAUUUCAAUAGGUGAUAGUUCAUGUCGACUAAAAGGUGUCGAUUUUAGAUUGUUAAGCAGCAGGAAGAGCUUUUCGGCCAUGGCAACGAGAAAGAAUAAGUUUGCCACCUGGGUUUUAAUUAGGCUGUUUGCCUUUCUACUAGGCCUGAUGACUGUGGGUGAUAGGCGCAGUGGAAAUGUUGAAAAACAGGCCGCGUUUUACAGAUUUCUUUGAUAAUUUGUCCUGUGAAAUGAGUUUCUUGUCCAACAGGAAUUCCCUGUGGGAAUGAUUUAAUCCAGUAAUCAUUUGCUUACUGUUUGGUCCAUCGCUCUGUUUGGACAAGGAAAUGCUUCAACCCAGUGAGAAAACGUGCAAAUCAUGAUUAGUACAUAUUGAUACCUAGCGAGGGAGACAGUUUUAUAAAAUUCAGUUGCCAGGCUUUGAAAGGUCCGGCUGCCCAAGGAAGAAUUCCCUUAGGAUUAUGUAAGGGUCUCCCAGUAUUAUAUUUAGAGCAAGUCAGAUAUUUAGCAUAUACUUUUUGUGCUGUUGUGAAGGAAGGCUUCCAAAAAUAUUGUUUUCCCGUAACAUCAUCUUAUCGGGUCCCCAGUGCAUCAAAUCAUGUAUAUAUUGUAAGAAAGGGGAGUAUUGACUGUUGACUUGGCCCAACCCAUACAUUUUUGAGAGAGUCAAAUGUUCCCUCUAUUUGAAUCCAUAAUUGUUUUUCCUUUUCUUCUGCAGAUUCUUUAAAUUAAGCAGGAUUUGGUUAAAUGAAUGGGGGAAAAAGUACAGGUUAUUGUUGGGGAAGUUACUGGCUGUACAGCCGCCCUUUUUGCAGCGUGAUCGGCCAGUUGAUUUCGUGUUAUUUGAUGGUGUCUGCUGUGGAAUGUCCUUGAAUCUUUAUUACGUCCAGUUCUCCUGGAAGGAGUAUAUCUUGCAACAAGGCUGCCACCUGUUUUGCAUAUUUGAUAGGUUGUCUGUUGAGGUUAAGAAACCUCUUUGUUUCUAGAGCUUUCUGAAAUCAUGCGCCACACCAAAUGCAUACUGUCUAUUGGUAUAAAUAUUUGCUGUUGCUCCUUUGGCCAAUUGGCAGGCUUUGGUUAAAGCUUUAAGUUCAGCCUGCCAUGCAGAAUGAAUUUCAGGUAAUGGGACACUUUUGAGGACUGGUACCAGUGAAUACCACUGAUACUGCGUAUCCAGCCUGGUAUUUCCCAUUGGGUCCUUUAAGGUAGGAACCAUCUCUAAAUAAAACAAGUUCAAGUGUUCCCUCUU